CAGCGGCUGAUUAAAGGCGGUGGGGGCAGGGAUCAAAGGCGCCGCGCCUCUGAGUCUGUGUCUGUGUGGAGCCGCACAGAGCGGAGGAACAUCAGCUGUCUCAAACAGAAACAGGCGCAAAAAUGGCUGCUGGAAGCUCUCUGGAAGCCGUCAAGAAGAAAAUCAAGUCUCUGCAGGAGCAGGCCGACGCUGCGGAGGAGCGGGCGUCGUUCCUUCAGAGGGAGCUGAACGCGGAGAGACGCGCCAAGGAAGCAGCUGAGGGUGAUGUAGCGUCCCUGAACAGACGUAUCCAAUUGGCUGAGGAGGAGUUGGACCGUGCUCAGGAGCGUUUGUCCUCAGCUCUGUCCAAACUGGAGGAGGCGGAGAAGGCUGCAGACGAGAGUGAGAGAGGUAUGAAGGUCAUUGAGAACAGAGCAAUGAAGGAUGAGGAGAAGAUGGAGCUUCAGGAGAUCCAAUUGAAAGAGGCCAAACACAUUGCUGAGGAGGCAGAUCGCAAAUAUGAGGAGGUGGCCCGUAAGCUGGUGAUCACUGAGAGUGACUUGGAACGCACAGAAGAACGUGCUGAGCGGUCUGAAAGCAAAUGUUCUGAGCUCGAGGAGGAAUUGAAGACUGUGCAGAACAACCGGAAGUCUCUGGAAGCUCAGGCAGAGAAGUACUCUCAAAAGGAGGACAAGUAUGAGGAGGAGAUUAAGGUUCUUCUAGACAAACUGAAGGAGGCUGAAACUCGUGCAGAGUUUGCAGAGAGGACAGUCGCCAAGCUUGAGAAGACAAUUGAUGAACUUGAAGAUAAACUGUCUCGUGCAAAGGAAGAACACCUGAGAGUAAAGCAGAUUCUGGAUCAGACUCUAAUGGAGAUGUGUAACAUUUGAUCAUCUCUGUUCCUGUGCUCACAUCUGCACUGAACAUGACUGACUCCUGUGCACAGCUGUGACCGGUAACGCCAAGCGUCGUUUGUCCGUCUCUUCUGACUUUGCCACCCUGAAGGAAGUUCUUCAAAAGGUAGCAUGGACAUUCUUGGUGUCCUACUUGUAGUCAGUUAACAUUGUAAUUAAUCAGGUCAGUAGAAAUUCACUGUAAAUCUUUAUUUGCUUUGUGUAUUGGGGAAAUUCACUUUCUCAGCAAAGAACUGCACAUAAUCAUUGUAAACAAAGCCAUAUGUUAAGUCAGUGUCAUGUAAAGUGUUUUAUUAUGUAUAGCUUUAUAAGUCUCUUUGUCUCUUAUGUAUUGUGAACAUUUAUUCAUUGAUGGCCAUGAUGCACACUUCCAAUUUAGCAAGGAAGAAAUUCUUGGCACAUUUGCUUGAAUGUCGUGUUCUGCGUCAUCAUCUUAAAGGAAAGAAGCGUGCACUAUACUCGCUUUUGUUUUGCAUUCACCCAAAAUAUUUGUUUGUAUCCCAUUUUAUCAUGAAAAUGUAAAGAUCCAAAAUAAAUGUUUGAAUGUU
Molecule: messenger RNA, 1441 nt
Organism: Thalassophryne amazonica
Lineage: Eukaryota; Metazoa; Chordata; Actinopteri; Batrachoidiformes; Batrachoididae
Product: tropomyosin alpha-1 chain-like
Exons: 8
Coding region: 123-869 (248 amino acids)
Biological process (GO): muscle contraction; actin filament organization
Cellular component (GO): actin filament
Molecular function (GO): actin filament binding
Source: RefSeq, a predicted model, not a curated record